This is a messenger RNA of Parnassius mnemosyne (clouded apollo), 1806 nucleotides long. The record is from the annotation of a GenBank genome assembly. Lineage: Eukaryota; Metazoa; Arthropoda; Insecta; Lepidoptera; Papilionidae.
AUGAUUUUUUUUGGAUCCGCUCUUUUACCUGUGGACAUAUUGCUACAAACAUUGUUAAACCAAUAUUUCGCAUCAUCUGACUGUAUUGCUUUCAUAUCUGACGAUUCGAUUCAAUUUAACUACAAUAAAACUUUUGUUUAUAUAAAGCCGGAAGAAGAAAAUUUUACUCUUUUAUUGUUACAAGUUUCGGAGAUGGGGUGUAUGGAUUACAUAGUAAAAGUGAAUGAACCGCAAAAGUUCAUGAUUGCCUUCGAAAAAAUUGCUCAUUUUACGAAUACGAGAAAAAGCGAUAGAAAAAUUAUAUUUUUACAGGACUAUCAUCAAAAGGACGUAAAGAAUAAUUUAUUAGAAGUUUUCAAAUUAAAAGAGUCCUCGUUUUUUGCAAAUAUUCUUAUUAUCGCGCCUUCCCGUAACGAGACUAGUUCUUGCGAAUAUUACGAUUUAAUAACUCAUAAGUUUGUGGGUUUAUCUAAUCAUGAUCAGCCGCUUUAUUUAGAUCAAUGGAAUUCAUGCACAAAAAAGUUUUAUCAUAACGAAAAUUUGUUUCCUCAUUCUAUGACCAACAUGUAUGGAAAGGUUGUCAAAGUUUCAUGUUUUACCUACAAGCCCUACGUUCUUUUAGAUUUGAAUCCUUUACUUGUGCCGUCGGGUCGAGAUGGAAUAGAAAUCAGAAUUGUGGAUGAAUUUUGCCGUUGGAUAAAUUGUACUGUCGAAAUAGUACGCGAUGACAAACAUCUAUGGGGCGAAAUAUACUCAUACGAGAACCUGACUGGUGUUGGUGUUAUUGGAAGUUUGGUGAAAGAUCGUGCUGAUCUCGGAAUUACGGCUCUUUAUUCAUGGUACGAAGAGUAUUUGGCGUUAGAUUUGUCAGCACCAUUUGUUAGAACAGCCGUAACAUGCAUCGCGCCUGCACCAAGGUUGCUAGCAAGUUGGGAAACGCCAUUCUUACCAUUCAGUUUCUAUAUGUGGAUUGCGAUUAUUUUCACAUUUAUCUAUGCCUCAGUUGCACUUAUCAUAGCGCAAGGAUGCUGUGCAAAAAACGUUUUUUUGACUACAUUUGGUAUGAUGAUAUCGCAGUCACAGAACGACGCUGGUAAAUCAUGGAGAAUUCGUAGCAUCACCGGGUGGAUGCUCAUAGGUGGCUUAGUUUUAGACAAUGCAUACGGUGGUGGUUUAGCGUCAACUUUCACGGUACCAAAGUAUGAAAAAUCAAUUGACACAGUUCAGGACAUUGUUGAUAGAAAAAUAGAAUGGGGGGCAACUCAUGAUGCUUGGAUAUUUUCAUUAACUCUUUCCCAAGAGCCCUUAAUGAAGCAGUUGGUCAGCCAAUUCAAAACGUAUUCAUUUGAUGAGUUGGAGCGUAAGAGUUUUGAUCGAAGCAUGGCAUAUAGUAUAGAGAAACUUCCUGCAGGUUACUAUGCGAUUGGCGAUUAUAUAACAGAAAAAGCUGUUUUGGAUUUUAUGAUCAUGUUAGAGGACUUCUAUUUUGAGCAGUGCGUUAUUAUGUUACGUAAAAGUUCUGCCUAUACGAACAAAAUAAAUCAGCUGAUAGGACGACUUCACGAAUCUGGACUUUUGCUUGCAUGGGAAAGACAGGUCGCAUUACAACAUCUAAAUUACAAGAUCCAACUAGAAGUAAAGUUGUCUCGAUCUAAAAAAGAUGUUGACAAAAUAGAGCCGCUGGCCGUACGGCAUUUUUUAGGAGUAUUCAUAUUGUUUGGGACAGGGGUUCUUAUAUCUUUUAUGGUUUUAAUUUCGGAAAUAAUCACGCAUAAAAAACCAAAUCAAAACAUCAAUCCAUUGUAG